AUGUCGAAGCCGAAAAAAGCACGGUUAGAGGAUGGAAAUGUGAGUUUUUUUUUUUGAAAAUUUUGAAGAAAACGGAAGUUUUCAGGUUUCCCUUGAAGAAAAUGCACCAAAAACAACUGGCUGGUUCGACAUCCCGUAUGAAAUGAGGAAAAUUGUGAUAGAUGAAAUGGACACGAAAACUCGCUGUAGAUUCACAAUUUGUUCAAAUAAAUGUGAAGAAGAGGCAAAAAUGUCGAAGAAAUACUUGCAGAGUUUGAAAAUUGGUCGAGGAAUUCAUCCGGAAUUAUAUAUUGGUCAUGAUGCAUCUGGUUAUCAUUAUUGCUUGGAAUUUAUAGAUAUUAGCGAUUUAACUGAAGUCAAAUCUUUUGUUGUUUAUAAAACGUGAGUUCUAUUCAUAUGUAUUUAUGAUAAAUAUCGAAUUUCUUGUUUAUAGAACCCAAUACGAUGAAAAUUCUUAUUCUGAUAAAACAGUGAUGAAAUGGAUGAAAAUCAUUGAAAAUGAGAAAGCUGAAGAUGUUCGAAUGCGAUAUUUGAAUGAAAUUUUGGAAAAAUAUCAGAAAACUAUUGUAUCUUUUGCAUUGGAAGAUGAAGAUUUUCCAAAAAGAGGUUUUAAUUUGAAAAUGUUGGAAAAUCUAAGCGACAUCGAAGAUAAAACGGACAAAGAUCUUGUUGGAAAUGGAUUAUUCGAUGCCUCACAAAUUAUUGGAUGUUGGCAAUUGAGAGCUGAAAAUACCAAGCUGACUUAUCAACAAGUUCUUGAACUUGAUCCAUGGUUUGGUACAAUUCGCUGUGAUGAAUUCAAUCAAUCUAAACUAUUGGAAUAUAUCGAUUUGUUUCGACAAGGCAAAAUUCGACAAUCAUUGGGAGUUCUUACGGUUUAUACAAGAAAUUUGAGCGAUCGAAUUGAUAUUGAUGAAAUUGCGGAAUUCGUGGGUUGCACAGAUGUUGACAUUGAACAUUUCGGGUAUUUUUUUCUCGAUUUUCUUCAGAAGACCCGUCAUGUUUUUUCAGAUGGACACAGUUUUUCGUCAGAAUGAAUCUUGCCAAUCGAAAAGUUCUUGUUGAAUUCAAUUUCUAUCACGAUCAUUUUUCAAUCGAUCCCUAUCCAUAA
Messenger RNA from Caenorhabditis angaria, 1111 nucleotides. NCBI's taxonomy places the organism in Eukaryota, Metazoa, Nematoda, Chromadorea, Rhabditida, Rhabditidae. The record is from the annotation of a GenBank genome assembly.